Closterium sp. Yama58-4 is the source of this 5070-nucleotide messenger RNA. The record is from the annotation of a GenBank genome assembly. Lineage: Eukaryota; Viridiplantae; Streptophyta; Zygnematophyceae; Desmidiales; Closteriaceae.
AUGAUUGUCUGCAAUAGCCAGGUUCGCUCCGAGCCUGACUACUCCUCCUCAAGCACUCCCAUACCUGAUGCAGACAAAACAUCAUCCCGAGGUGGGAGGCUGGUGGAUAAGAAGCCUCUCAAAGGUUAUCUCCCAGAGAGGAUUUGCCGCGUGCUUUGCUCCUUGGCGCUGGUCUUCGUGCUGUCGUUUCUCGUCUCGUCCCUCUUCUUCCUCCUCCUAUCAGCAACGCUAUCUCCGCUACUGACAUCCCUGCUUCGCUAUGGCGCUCCCUCGGAGCCAGCUGAUGCGGGAGGGAGAAUUGCGUUCAUGUUCCUGACGCGUGGACCGCUGCCAUUGGCCCCUCUGUGGGAGAAGUUUUUUCAAGGUCACGAGGGUCGCUACGCCGUGUACGUGCACGCCUCGCAGCCCAAUUUCACAUUCCCCUCCAACUUCUCGCCAGUUUUUGUUGACCGGCAAAUACCAGGCGGCAAGGUGGAGUGGGGUCGAAUGUCCGUCGUGGCUGCCGAGCGACGCCUGUUGGCUUACGCAGUCACGGACAAGCGAAACGAGUACUUCGUCCUUGUCUCGGAAUCGUGCAUUCCGCUGUGGUCGUUCGACUACAUCCACGAUUACAUCUCCAGCACGCACAUCAGCUUCGUCGAGGCGCACACGGACCCGUUUGACGAGGCGUUUGGGCGGUACCUGCCAGACAUCCACAUGCCGGCCAUCCGGCGCAAGGACUUCCUCAAGGGCAGCCAGUGGUUCGUCAUGCAGCGCAGGCAUGCGGAGCUCGUGGUGCAGGACACGGAGCACUACCUCGUGCACUCCAAGUCCUGCCAGUGGAGGGCGCAGCACUCCAAGUACUGCUGCUCCGACGAGCACUACCUUCAAAUCCUCCUCGCUCUAAAGGACCCAGCGGGAAUCUCGCGCUUCCCCGUGACCCUGGCGGACUGGAGCCAGUGGCGGUUCCACCCCGAGACCUACUACUCGUACAACAUGAGUGAAGCGCUCUUCAAAACCAUCAAGUCCACAAAGCACUACAUCCAGUAUCGUUACUACUGGAAGAAGUUUAGAAAUAGAUACUCCUAUAUUGAAAACCCUAAGAAACCCCAACCUGCUCCAACGGUUGAGAAUGGAUUUUGUGUCGUGGAGGGCACUGUGCGAAACUGCUUCCUCAUGGUGGACGCGGAGCGGCGGCUGCUGGCAGCGGCACUGGAGGACCCCGAUAACCAGCACUUCGCGCUGCUCUCCGAAAGUUGCAUCCCACUGUGGCCGUUCGACUUCGUUCAUCAAUACGUCGCCUCCACCUCCGUCAGCUUCGUCGAUGCCUACCCCGACCCGUACAACGCGACCUUCCGGCGCUACAUCCCGCACAUCUUCAAGCCGCUGGUGGGCGCGCAGGACUACCGCAAGGGCAACCAGUGGCUCGUGCUGCAGCGCCGCCACGCGCAGCUGGUGGUGCAGGACACGCAGCACUACGCCGUGCACAACAGGAGCUGUGCGUUUCGGUUUCAAUGGGGGAAGGUGUGCUGCGCCGAUGAGCACUACAUCCAAACCAUGCUGCAUAUGCAAGACCCCAAAGGCAUAUCCCGCUACCCGACAACCUUUGCUGACUGGAGUGCGAACGAAUGGCACCCGAGGUUUUACCAUGGGAGCAACACCACACAGGAUGUGAUACGAAUGAUCAAGUCUGCUACACAGUUUGUCACAUUCCGGUCCUUCUGGCAAGACUUCUCAAGCAACUACUCACAUGCCACCAGCGAAGCUGAUGCUGACGCCAGCGCGGCUGCGGUUGCAGCCAAAGAGAAGCUGCCACGUCAGCCCCUUCCGCCUGUCAUCCAACCCCCACCGCCCCAAUCCGGCGCAAUGGUGCUCGAGGUUCCAGGGGCCGGGUUCUGGCUGCGCUUCUCCUACUUGACGCAGCGAGGGUAUUAUCCAGAAGCCCCUGGGAAAGCGAAUCAGGACAGCUUCUGUGUGGUUCCCCAAUUCGGAGGUCUCCCCUCGGACCACCUCUUCGGCGUGUUCGACGGGCACGGGGAGCAAGGCACGCCGUGCUCGCAGUUUUCCCGGGACGUGCUUGCGCGGAACCUUCUGAACCACCCUGCGUUGGACUCGGACGUUCCGCGGGCGUUCAGGGACGCGUUCGUGACGACCAACAUGGAGCUGCACCGCUCGCCCGUCGACGACACCAUGAGCGGCAGCACGGGCAUCGCCGUGCUGCUGCGCGAUCGCAUGCUGUACGCCGCUAACGUGGGGGACUCGCGCGCGGUGCUGGCGGAAUGGCACAUGGACGAGGCCGCGGGUAGACGGGACGGGGAGGGCGGCGAGGGAGCUGGCGGAGGGGAAGGGCGGGUUGGGGGAGAGGGGGGAGGCGCAGCAGAAGGAACGAGAAAAAGCGGUGAGGAUGGGGCUGUGGUAGCAGAAGGGGAAGGGGGAGAAGGGGGAGGUGGAGAAGCGGGGAAAGAGAAGGAGAAGAAGCAGGGGUACUCAGCGGGGGGGGCUACUCUGCGCGCAGUGGACCUCUCGAGCGACCAAACCCCCUUCAGAGCGGACGAGUGCGCGCGCGUGCGCGCAUGUGGCGCGCGCGUGCUAACCCUAGACCAGCUGGAAGGGCUCAAGGACCCCGACGUGCAGUGCUGGGGGGGGGAGGACGACGAUGACGGGGAUCCCCCGCGGCUGUGGGUGGCAAAUGGCAUGUAUCCCGGGACAGCGUUCACGCGGAGUCUGGGGGACUCGGUGGCGGAGAGGAUUGGCGUGUGCGCGGAGCCUGAGGUGCUCACUGUGGCGCUGUCUGAGCGGCACCCGUUCUUUGUGAUUGCGAGCGAUGGCGUGUUCGAGUUCCUGAGCAGUCAAGAUGUGGUUAACAUGGUGGCGCGGCACAACGACCCGUUUGCGGCGUGUGAGGAGAUCGUGGCGGAGUCGUACCGGCUGUGGCUGCAGUAUGAGACGCGCACAGACGACAUCACCAUCAUCAUCGUUCACAUCGACACUGAGAUGCCCGACAGCACACUGGAGGCAGUGCAGCAGGGGGCAGCCCGCACCACAUCAACAGGCGUGCCGCUACCUCCCCCCACGCCACCACUCGUUCUCCCAACGUCCACAGCGUUACGUUCCAUGCUGGCGGAUCUGGGUGCCUUCCAGCGUCGCAUCAUUGAGGGCACCGACUUUGAUCGGCUCCCUGCUGAAGAUGACUGGUCCCCACCCGCUGAUGUUGCAGCCACCGCUGCACCUGUGGAGCACCAGCUGGAGCAUGCGCUGCGAGGGAACUUUCUGUUCCACAGCCUGUCGCACGAGCAGCAGGACUUCAUGCUGCAGUGCUUCCAGAAGAUGGAAGUGGGGCCGGGGGACGUUGUUAUCCAGCAGGGCGAUGUGGGAGACAAGUUCUUCAUCUGCCACCACGGGGACUUUGAUGUGCUUGUUGCCACAGACCAGGUGGAGGACGACCCUCUUGGGGUGGUGGUUCAUCGCUACAUUGCCAACGACAAGCACAUGCCUAGUUUUGGCGAUCUCGCACUUAUGUACGGGACAAGAAGGGAAGCGUCCGUGCGGGCGGCAUCGCGCGGAGUGUUGUGGUUCCUGCAGCGGGCGCUGUUCCAGAAGGUGCAGACGCUGGGGCUCGUGGCAGGCUCCGCGGAGAUGGGCCCUCCGCCCCGCCUGCUGCGCCUCCUGCGCUCCCUGCCCUUCCUCUCCCCCCUCUCCUUUGGCCAGCUGCAGCGGCUGGCGCUCUUCUUGCUCACGCUUGAGCUGAACGAUGGGGAUGGGCUGGAGAUGGAAGGCGGCACGGUAUAUGUGGUGCAGGAGGGGAGGUUGCUGCUGACAGGUGAUGCGGAUGGGGGAGAUGGGGAGGAUGGGGAUGGGGGAAAAGGGGAAGGAGCAGGGAGGGAGGGGAAGGGGGAGGGAGAGGGCGAAGGGGGGAAGAGUGAUGGUGAUGCGGAAUCGGGUUUGCAGUAUUUUAACGAGGCGUGUUUGUUGGAUGGGGAUGAUGACGGUACUAGGCCUGCGAAUCCAGACACACAGGCAGCUGCAGGUGUGGAAGGCAGGGAGUGCUGGGCGAUCGACAGAGACAAGUUUGAAGCAGCUGUGGGGCCGCUGAGCGAUGCGGUGCGGGUGGAUGCAGAGUGGUGCCGGUUCCAGGAGGCCCUGGCGGCAAAGAGGCAGGGGGACGAGAUGCGGCAGAUCCUGGAGGGGAUUGUGGCGGCUGAAGUGGAGUGGCAGGACGUGCUAGCAGCCAACGAGUGGAGUGAGGUGGUGCAGCUGCGAGUGCAGAACGUGGGGAGGGUGUUUGCCAUGCGCCGCUUUGGCAAGACACGCAUGGGACUGCACGGGCGAGCCAAGCAGGUCCAUCGGGAGCGCAAUCUCUUCGAAACCCUCUCGGCCAAUCCGUUUGUGCCACCUGUCAUCACACCAUACACCGACCAUGCCUCUGUGGGCCUGCUGCUGGACUGCCAGCUCAGCACACCGCUGGCUCUAGUUAUGGGCGGCAGGGAGGGAGCGGGCGGGCAGGCAGGGCCCGACGUCUUCCCACCACUGCCGGAAGAUGCUGCUCGGUUUGUGGCGGCCAGUCUCGUCAUCGCAAUGGAGCUCAUGCACCGGGACGGGGUGGUGUUUCGAGGUGUGUCGCCCUCCACCCUCUUCCUCGACUCUCGUGCCCAACUGCAGCUCCCCGAUCUGCGCUUUGCCAAGCGGCUGGAGGACGGGCGCACGUUCACCAUGUGUGGGUCGCCUGACUUCGUGGCACCGGAGGUCAUUGCGGGCCGCGGCCAUGGCGUGCCCGCUGACUGGUGGUCCCUGGGAGUGCUCAUAUUCGCUCUGCUGCACGGGGAGGGUCCCUUUGGCUCGUGGAGGGACAGCGAGCUGACAGUGUACACACGCAUCGCCCGCCACGCACUCUUCCUGCCCGACCACCUUCCCCCCGCCGCCUCCGCUCUCAUUCACCAGCUGCUCUCCCCCCGCCCUGAAGACAGGCUCGGGUGCGGCCCUGGCGGUGCUGGGGCUAUCAAGGCCCACCCCUGGUUUGCUGGCGUGCCGUGGGAACAGGUGGCGGCGCUGGAUUGGCCGGCGCCGGAGGAGCUGAUGCAGUGCCUCGUUUAA